AUGUCCUGGAAUUUCAAGCAUCUUCUGGAGAAUGUCCUACAGGUUUACACUGACGCUUCAAGGGACAGAAUCACGUUUUGGUUCCCAUCCUUGAAUAUUGGCUUUCAAGCAGAACUUCCUGGGUCUGCGCCGGUGGGAGUGAUUUUUUAUUUCAAGGCUCUGGCAGUCACUUCAGCUCUUCUUGAUGCCAUCAAGCAUGUUCAGCUGGAGGGGCACAUUGCUAUUUUUUGCGACAAUCUCAAUACAGUCAGCAUGUUCAACUCUCUGGCAGCUCUGCCUCCUUAUAAUGGGCUGUUAAUGGUGUCAGUUGAUGCUAUCAUAGAGUCUCACAUUGACUUCAGAGUGUUUUUUGUUCCCAGAGUUGACAAUGUUGUAGCUGAUCAUUUAUCUCGCUGGCGAAAUCUCGAGGUCAUUCAAGCUUCUCCUGGGCUUUUGAUCUUUCCUUUUGAACCCCCUCAGAAUAUGCUGGGGGCAGUCAAAAAAUGA
This is a messenger RNA of Suillus subaureus, 486 nucleotides long. RefSeq lists its product as uncharacterized. Lineage: Eukaryota; Fungi; Basidiomycota; Agaricomycetes; Boletales; Suillaceae. The record is from RefSeq and is a predicted model, not a curated record. Bases 1 to 486 code for a protein of 161 amino acids. The transcript has a single exon.